This is a messenger RNA of Rhizopus microsporus ATCC 52813, 797 nucleotides long. RefSeq lists its product as uncharacterized. The transcript has 3 exons. The coding region runs from base 18 to 707 and encodes 229 amino acids. The record is from RefSeq and is a predicted model, not a curated record. Lineage: Eukaryota; Fungi; Mucoromycota; Mucoromycetes; Mucorales; Rhizopodaceae.
CUUUUCUGUCAUUAACCAUGAAGCUCUUUGUUGUUGCUGGCGCUGCUCUUUCUGCCUUUGGUUUAGUUCAAGCCUUCGAUCACUACCCUUUCCCUUGUCAUGAAUCCUAUACAGCUGAAUCUGGUGACACCUGUCAAUCCAUUGCUUCAAAACACAAUGUUUCUCUUGAUGACAUCUCUUCUUGGACCCAGGAAUUCAAUGAAAAUUUUGAAUGCGGUCAAAUCAAGAAAGGUGACCUUGUGUGCAUCAAUUACUCGCCAUCUGUCGCCAAAAGAGCCAUAAAGGAGCAUCCUGCUCAUCACAAGAAACCUGCUCACCCCAAGAAGCACGCACAUCCUAAGAAGCCUUCUCACCCCAAGAAGCCUUCACACCCUAAAAAGCCUGCUCAUCCCAAAAAGCCCGCUCAUCCCAAAGAAAAGCGUGCUACUAAAGAAGAGCCUGCUCACAAGAAGAAACCUGCUCACCCUAAGAAACCCGCUCAUCCUAAGAAACCUGCUCACCCUAAGAAGCCUACACAUCCUAAAAAGCCUACCCACCCCAAAGAAAAGCUUGCUGCUAGAAGAGAAGCUGCCCACAAGAAGAAGCCUGCUCACCCCAAGAAGCCCGCUCACCCAAAGAAGCCUGCUCAUCCUAAAAAGCCCGCGCACCCAAAGAAGCCUGCUCAUCCCAAGAAGCCUGCUCAUCCUAAGAAGCCUGCUCAGCAUUAAGUGAACUUGUAAGAAUACUUAAUAUUUAUGUUUGAAUAAAACAGCCAAAUGGAGUUAGCAUGAUUUUUUUAUUGAAAAAGUUACACUAAC